Messenger RNA from Patiria miniata (bat star), 2121 nucleotides. RefSeq lists its product as uncharacterized. NCBI's taxonomy places the organism in Eukaryota, Metazoa, Echinodermata, Asteroidea, Valvatida, Asterinidae. Bases 26 to 763 code for a protein of 245 amino acids. The transcript has 3 exons. The record is from RefSeq and is a predicted model, not a curated record.
CAAGGUCAGGGGUCUACAUCUUCACAUGGUGGUGGUCAGCAGCAGCGCCUGGCGUGAUUCAUGGCGAGUUCGUCAACUGUCCAAGCGCGUUCGUGCCGCCUGUUGUGAAAUGCAGGGGGUGGCGAUACGCGACCCCAAGGCCAUGAUCACUUACCUGUCUAUUCCUCCUCGUACUGUCAUCUACGAGCAUCUACCGGAGAAGCGCAGUGAGAUCGACCCCAUCUUCCGCAUCACUCCCACCGAAGAUGAGAUUGACAAGAUGAGAACCGUCAAGAUGAUGACCCGGGGCACUGCGGACGAGCCGAAGGGCAAGUACCCCGAUGGAGGCGAGUAUGCGGCCAAGACGGAUCUUCAAGUGCUGAUGGAUCUCAUGUCCAAGUGGUCCCCCCGCUCCUCGAAUGAUUUUGUCACUCGGGUGAUGCGGUAUGAGUCUCCCCAGGUGAAAGCCCGGGUUGAGAAACUCUAUUUCCAGGCCAAUUGGAGGGAUCGGUUCACCAAGGCCCGUCUUCUGAUGCAGAUGGGAUGUCUGGAGAAUGAUAUGGAGACGCUGGAGAGCACCUGGGAGCAGAAUAAUCCCCCCAACCCUCCGAAGUACCACACCGUGGAGGAGAGAGUGUACCUGGUAGCGCGGUGGUGUACCCAUCAGGGUAUUCUUCUCAACUUUCUGGUGAACGAAGUGACUGCGGUGAUGGACAGGACUACCCCCAGAAAAACUGCUUGGCCCUCAUUGGUGAAUCCAAUGCGGGCAAGACCUGGCUUGUGAAUUCACUGGUGGAUCUUGCAGUACAUGUGGGUGAAAUCUCCCAAGGCAGCGGAGGUUAUGCCUUCAUGUGGCAGGAGUGUGUAGACAAGCGUAUGAUAGUACUUAACGAACCCUAUCUGGAUGCCUGUGUCAUUGAAAAGGCAAAGAUUGUUCUAGAAGGCCAGGAGACGAUGGUGCCCGUUAAGCACCAGGCGGAGGCUUUCCUUGCACGCACCCCAGUCUUUGCUACUGCCAACCACCCCCUGUGGCGUUUCGCCGUGUCAGAACAAGAGGCCAUCCGCAACAGAUGUUUUGUGUAUGAGAACCUUCGGGCCUUCCCCCUCCUCGCCGACUACAGCCGUCGCUGCCAUCCUCUCGUCUGACGUGCCCUGAGAGAACUUAUAGAGAACGAAGCGGCCAGUGAGCGGUCAUCUUCCCGCGGGUCACCAACGACUGAAGAGGUAUGUUUCGCAGUAUCUCCGCUCGAGUUAGCCAGGCUGCAGAGCCCCCCGAGCCCCCCAAGCGUUCUAAGCCCAUCGCCAUCCAGCGAGUUGACCGACGUCGUGCCAACAACCCCUACGUCCUGCAGACCUGGCCGGGUACCCCCACUAACCUUGCCGCGGGCGCGGUUCAACAUGAUGGACCAGCGGUGGAGCAGCGACGAGUCCGAGCCGGCUUUGUCUCCGACCCCGCCAGACAUUAAACCUGUGUUGGUACCUACCGUUCUUCCUUGUACUUACACCCCCGGCAGUGUGAUCGACUUGUGUUCGUCAGACAGCUCGUCUUCCAUCCCUUGCGGUCAACGCCAACAAGAUGCCCCUUUCCCCGACUCCCCCGAUUUGUUCUCCGAUGAGUCGUCUUCCCUUGGUGGUGACGGUAGCCGCGUGACCACGGCCUCCGAGCGUGCUGACGAGUUGGAGUUGGAGCGGUUGUGUGCUGCCAGCGAAGCAAGCUGCCGACUGUGCGUCUGGCCCCUUCGACCUCACCCCUUCCAAUCUUCCCUCUACCUCUGCCAUGGCCACUCUUCGUGACAACGAACGUCGUGUGCGUGGGAAGGAUUCCCGUACAUACGAUCUUCUCACCGAAGCGUGCAGAGUGUUGAACAACACCUCCCCGGAUAGCCUCCACACCGAAUUCCGCGAUCACAUUGAACUGUAAAGUAGUACUGCGGCCCACAGUUAACCUGAGGUUUAAAGUUGUUUUUUAAAGGGAAAUAAAGUACAGUAACCAUUUUUAGUUAGGGCAGUGACCAUUAUAAUUGUAUAAAUGUAAAUAAAGUUGUGUUGUGUUUAAAAUAAAAUAAAAAAAAUAAAAAAAAUCUCUUAUGCAAAAACCAAUGAAGAGUCAAUGACGCUGAGGUUUUACUACAUUUGAGACCA